ACUAAAGAUCCAGAAACUGAAGAAUUUAUGAUGGUUAUGGAAUAUGCAAAAGAUGGAAAUUUGAGAAAUGUUCUUUCAAGUGAUUUUAACAAAAUUUUAUGGGUCACCAAAAUUAGAUAUUUAUACUUUUCAGCAAUGGAUCUUAAAAAUUUACAUGAAUUAGGAUAUUUUCAUAGAGAUUUUCAUAGUGGAAAUAUAUUAAAUAUUAGUGGAGCUUCUUAUAUAUCAGAUUUUGGAUUAUCCGGACAAUUAAAUGAACAAAACUUAGAUAAUAAAAUAUAUGGUGUAUUGCCAUAUAUUGCUCCAGAAGUUUUAAAUAGAGAACCAUAUACAUUAUCUUCUGACAUUUAUAGUUUUGGUGUAGUUAUGACUGAAUUAUCAUCUGGAAAACCUCCUUUUCAUAAAAGAAAACAUGACAUUAGUUUAGCAUUAAAAAUAUGUAAUGGACUCAGACCAGAAUUUGGAAAAGGAACUCCCGAAAUUUAUAAGAAAUUAGCUCAUAGAUGUAUGAAUGCUAAUCCAAAUCAAAGGCCAACAGCCAAUGAAUUAUAUAAAAUAUUAGAUAUAAUGAAAAAUAUGGAUAUAAAGGAGAAGAAGUUAAAGCUAUAUUUGAAGAAGCUGAUAAAGAAAUACCAAAUAUUUCAACCUCAUAUGAAAAGAAGCCUGAUGCCAUUUAUACUAGUAGAGCAUUUACAUUUAAAAAUUUGUCAAAACCCAUUAAUUCAUCUUUUAUUACUACUACAUAUCUUAAUGAAGAAGAUUGUCAAGAUUCUCAAUUAAUUGAC
Messenger RNA from Rhizophagus irregularis DAOM 181602=DAOM 197198, 785 nucleotides. Lineage: Eukaryota; Fungi; Glomeromycota; Glomeromycetes; Glomerales; Glomeraceae. The record is from RefSeq and is a predicted model, not a curated record.